GCGUCGGCGCUGCCAACUGUGCGGCGUCCAGAGAGAGAGAAACAGCUGCUGCAUAUAUGACAGCUGUCUCAGAGCGGAGUCGCGUGAGUCGCGUCCAGUGGCGAGAGAUCCGGCUUCGUCCGCGGAGCUCGGGGCGUGUGACACGUGCGGUAAGCGCGAUUCUCCGACGAAUCGUCCCUGGGAUAGUCCCGGCCGCAGACUCGCCCGACGACGCUGUGGGAAGAAAUUCAGUUUCGGUGUUCGUGGUCGGUUCACCUUUUUAAACGUCAGAGUUAAUUUCCUUGAACUGAUGCUUCUUUGAGGAACGAUGUUUUCUGCCAUUAAGAGAUUAACCGGGAAGUCUGACGGAGUCGGCAAUGCGUCUCCCAGGCCGGCCCACCAGUCCAUGCCGACGAAUCUUCAGAGGAAGUUUGCGAAGGGCGUGCAAUACAACAUGAAGAUAAUAAUAAAGGGGGACAGGAAUGUAGGAAAGACAUGUUUAUUCUAUAGACUGCAGGGGCAAAAGUUUAUCGAAGAGUAUAUACCCACGGAAGAGAUACAAGUGGCGAGUAUACAGUGGAAUUACAAGGCCACCGACGACGUGGUGAAGGUGGAGGUGUGGGAUGUCGUAGAUCGCGGCAGGCGCCGGCGGAAGCUGGAGGGUCUGAAGAUGGAUAACGCGCCGGCGAGCGCGGAGAACGCGAUCGAGGAGCCGGCGCUAGACGCCGAGUUCCUCGACGUUUACAAGGGCACCAACGGAGUCAUUAUCGUGAUGGACAUCACGAAGAACUGGACGUUCGAUUACGUCCAACGCGAGCUGCCCAAGAUCCCCGGCCACAUACCGGUCAUUGUCCUCGGCAACCACUGCGACAUGUCGCAUCACAGAACCGUCACCGCGGAUCACGUCACGUACUUCAUAGAUUCGCUGCACGAGAGAACGGCACAAGUGAGAUAUGCGGAGUCGUCGAUGCGAAAUGGCUUCGGCCUAAAGUUGCUGCACAAAUUUUUUAACCUACCGUUUCUGCAGCUGCAGCGCGAGACACUGCUGAAGCAGCUCGAAACCAACGAGGAGGAGACGCGUCUGACUAUCCAAGAGCUCGAUCUCUUCCAGGACAGCGACGACGCUGACUACAACAAAUUCCUAGACAAUCUCGUGAAUCGUAGAAGAGCCCUCGCCGACUCGGUGUCCGCCAGCAAUCUAGUCUCAAAUGUCCCGUCGUCCGCGAGCAACUACCACCUCGCAUCCUCCGGCACGAAUGCCGCCGGCGAAGUCAAAAGGUCGACUUCGAUGCCCGGUCCGAUCGGCGGCGGAACUCCGAUCCCGGUGAAAAAUUUGGAGAUCAAGUCGUUACCGAGGAAGGAGAGCUCUGCGGCGAGCACAUCGGAUAACGUAUCUAGCUCUACGAAAACGUCGCAGAUUGCGACAGCGUCCGUUUCGCAAAGUUCCGCUGCUAAAAUAGAAGCGGCCAAACCGGCCGAAUCUGCCAAUAACAGCGUCGAGAAGAAAGACUCGCUCAAUCGAUCGUCGUCGCUCAUGUCCAAGAUCUUCGGUCACAAGAAGGAAGACGAGACGGACGGAAAAGUGCCAAAUAUAAAAAACGUUAGCUUGAACGCACCGUUGACUAGUGUUGAAGACUUCGUGCCGGACGGGAUGCUGGACAAGUCAUUUUUGGAAGGUCUAAGUUCCAACUCCCUCACCCCAGAGCCAGAUCCCCUUGCGCCUUCUCAAGAAGACGCGGAGUCUGAGAGUGACAUGGAGACUGGUAAUCCUCUGGUAGCCGGUUACGAGGAUGACUUGUCGUCCAUCGAAGAAGUAGCCUCUCCCGUACAGCCAAAAUUAGCAGAGAAUCCGCUGUCCAAACAAAAGCACAAAUUAGAAUCAUUAUCAGGUCCGGAGAUAAAUAUCGAGAAGCCAAAAGAAGUCACGAAACGCGACUCUGUCUCCUCUAUAGAGCAAGAAUUGCGUAUCUCAAAUGAAUAUGAAUCGAACGAGCAGGCAGACAUAAGCUCAGACGCUUUCGACAGCUGGUUACGACGGGAUUCCAAGUGGCGGCAGAGUCCUGAAGGGGGCGAAGAUGUGAGUAGUACCAGUACCAGGAAGGACAGACUGGAAUUGAGCGACAAGAGUCUGGACGUCAGCGUGACGAGUUCCAAUGUUCACUUGGAGCUGCUCGAUGACACUAGUACACGCCACGUGAGUUCCAAUGCCAGUAGUCCGGUGAUGAAGGAGAAAAAGAAACACAAAGAGAAGGGGGAUGAGAAGGAGAAGAGGAAAAAGAAAAAGUCGAAGGACAAGGAUAAGGAUAAAGAGAAAACGGAGAAAACGGAGAAGAAGAAGAAACGCUCGUCGCAUCGAACGAAGGAAGAUCGAGAGCGGGACGAGCUCGAGGAAUUUUUGAACGGCUCGAUCACGAGAAUCGGCGUCGAUGUGGCCUACGAGGCGAUUUAGCAUUCCGGAUUUAUUAUUAUUAUAUUAUCGGUAAUAUGAUUUUUAAAAGCCCCGCUCAUCUUCCAAACAAAAAAAGACUUUGCUCUCUUCAAUGUAAUGUAUGUUACGCUCUCGGAAGCGUAGAAAUAAGAUUGUUUUUCGCGAAAGAGAAAUAAUACGUUUCGGAUUCUGCGCUGUUAAAUCUGCGAAGGAUUCCAUACGGCACAGUUCUCCUGAAGUCAUCUUAAGGCCUGUGUCCACGAUGCUAGAACUUGGUCCAAGUUAUUCUAUUUCCGAAAAUAGUGUGGCCAAUCAGCUUGCAGCUUUUAUGGAAUAGCUGCAGGUUGAUUGGCUACACAUUUCUUGAGGCCUGUGUC
Messenger RNA from Vollenhovia emeryi, 2784 nucleotides. Its product is annotated as rab-like protein 6. Gene Ontology annotation, molecular function: GTPase activity; GTP binding. Lineage: Eukaryota; Metazoa; Arthropoda; Insecta; Hymenoptera; Formicidae. The record is from RefSeq and is a predicted model, not a curated record. The transcript is spliced from 6 exons. Bases 308 to 2428 code for a protein of 706 amino acids. Gene Ontology annotation, cellular component: nucleus; cytosol.